Diabrotica virgifera virgifera (western corn rootworm) is the source of this 1417-nucleotide messenger RNA. Its product is annotated as zinc finger protein OZF. Gene Ontology annotation, biological process: regulation of transcription by RNA polymerase II. The transcript is spliced from 2 exons. Gene Ontology annotation, molecular function: RNA polymerase II cis-regulatory region sequence-specific DNA binding; DNA-binding transcription factor activity. The record is from RefSeq and is a predicted model, not a curated record. The coding region runs from base 111 to 1184 and encodes 357 amino acids. Lineage: Eukaryota; Metazoa; Arthropoda; Insecta; Coleoptera; Chrysomelidae.
ACUGUCACCAUACUGUCACUUUACUUACACGUGUACGUGGUAGCUGUACCUCUUAAAAAUAAGCAUUUAUUUACCUCACCUAAAUAUUUUUAUAACAUAAGGAUAUAAAUAUGGAAGUUAAAACCGAAGUAAAGGAAGAGUUUAUAGAAUGUGACAAAAGAUUGGUGGUUCUGCUGUCCACAGAAAUAGACCUUGGAGAAUUAAAAUAUGAACUCGGAAAUAAUUCAGAAGAGACAAGUGUUUCCCACAAGGACAAUAAAAUGAAAAUUAUUAAAACAUAUGUGGAAUCAUCUAAUACAGAAAAACACAUGAAUGCACAAACUCAUUCUGGAAGAAAAAUAUACAAAUGUGAAAUAUGUGAUAAACAAUUUUUUAGAAAAGAGAGUUUAAAUUACCACAUGUGUAUUCACACCGGACAAAAACCUUUUAAAUGUGAAAUAUGUCCUAAACAAUUUACUAGAAAACAACUUUUGGGAUACCAUAUGACAGUUCACUCUGGAGAAAAGCAGCAUCAAUGUGAAAUUUGUUAUAAACGAUUUAAUCGAAAAACUGAUUUAAAUGUGCAUGUGAGAGUUCAUACUGGAGAAAGGCCUCAUAAAUGUAAAAUGUGUCUUAAGCAGUUUGCCCAAGGAAUUACUUUAAAGAAACAUAUGAGAGUUCAUACUGGAGAAAUGCCUUAUAAAUGUGAAAUUUGUCUUAAGCAGUUUGCACGAAAAGAUUCUGUAAAAGAGCAUAUGAAAGUUCAUACUGGAGAAAGGCCUUAUAAAUGUGAAAUUUGCCUUAAACAGUUUUCCAUAAAGAAAACUUUAAAUGAGCAUAUGAGAGUUCAUACUGGAGAAAAGCCUCAUAAAUGUGAAAUUUGUCUUAAACAGUUUGCCGUAAAAAAACAAUUAACUAGGCAUAUAAGAGUUCACACUGAGGAAAAACCAUAUAAAUGUGAAUUUUGUCUUAAGCGAUUUAAUACAAAAGGUAAUUUAGAUGUGCAUAUAAGAGUUCAUACUGGAGAAAAACCCCAUAAAUGUGAAAUCUGCCUUAAGCAAUUUGCUACAAAAGGAAAUUUAGAUGUGCAUAUAAAAAUUCACAUUGGAGAAAAGCCUCAUAAAUGUGAAAUUUGCCUUAAGAAAUUUUGUACAAAGGAUUAUUUAUAUAAACAUAUGAAAGUUCACACUAGAAAAAGUCGUUGAAAUGUGAAAUUUGUUUAUAGGGCUUUACCAAAUAUUUAGGUAGGUACUAUAAGAAUAUGAAGUUCACAUGCAGUCAUUGAUGAUAGUGAGGGAUUAACCAAUUUAUUUAUUUACGGGGUACCACCCAUUUAUAUAUUAUUAUAUAUUUAUUAUAUUAUAUAUUUGUUAUAUUAUAUAUUUAUUAUAUUAUAUAUUUAUUGUAUUAUAUUAUUUAUUAUAUAUUAUCAUUUAUA